Messenger RNA from Opisthorchis viverrini, 1005 nucleotides. RefSeq lists its product as hypothetical. The record is from RefSeq and is a predicted model, not a curated record. The transcript has 9 exons. Lineage: Eukaryota; Metazoa; Platyhelminthes; Trematoda; Opisthorchiida; Opisthorchiidae. Bases 1 to 1005 code for a protein of 334 amino acids.
AUGAGUCCUAAGAAGGAAAAAACAGUAGUUUUAAUUGACCUCAUGAAUGGUGUUCAGGCAGGCUUGGGCAACCUGGCAGCCCUCGUGAAACCUUCGGGUGGCAUGGCAGCUAGGCACCAAAAGGGUGCUACAUCUGAACGAUACUACACUGGGUUGAAUUUCUGGUAUAUGGACUUGACGGUCGUUCCUCCCAAUAUAGCAACUGAAUGUGCUGCACCAGGCCGCCUCAUGUUUCAGUCGCUACGAUAUUUGGAAUAUCGCGAUACAUGUAUAUCUUUAUACUGUACUACUCAUAAGGUUGAGAACACCAUAAGUGAGAGAUUCAGCUGGGUUCCAGAAAGGAGACCAUACAGACAAAAAGUGCAGACUCAAGCGGGCCCACACUUCAAAGUUAAAACCGCACUUGUAAACACUUCCGCCAUAGUAACCGAGGUAACAAUUGGUCGAUCAACCUUCAAGGCCAUGUUCACUCGCUUUUUCGUCAGUUCGGAAAUACGGGUUUACCCAAAGACUAAUCAGUUGGCGCAAUAUAAGGGUCCAGCUUACGCUGCCACGCCACCCAGAGGAUGCACCUGGGCCGAGAUACUGUCGGGUUACGCAACCCUAGACAGGGGGAGUCGAGAUGCAGAGGCCGAGUUUGAACCACGAGCCUUCCGGUCAGUCUAUACAAUACAACACAAUACAAUAAAAUACAAUACAAUACAAUACAAUACAACACAAUACAAUACAAUACAAUACAAUAUACAAUACAAUAUACAAUACAACAUACAAUACAAUAUACAAUACAAAAUAUACAUGCAUCGCGAUAUCUCGAAUAUCGUAGAGACUGAAACAUGGGGCGGCCUGAUGCAGCACAUUCGGUUGCCUGAAAACAUCACAAACGGGAGAUUCAGCUGGCUUCCAGUUGAGUCUCUCGAAGGAACCAAAUUAAUUAAUUUGGUUUUUUCGAAAGACUCACCUGGAACCCAGCUGAAUCUCUCGCUUAUGAUGUUUCUAAGCAACUGA